AUGGCUUCAAAUACGGACACCAACGCUGUACUUCUAGAGAUGUUCAAGCGGCAUAUCAAGAACGAACCACAAGAGCACGGAGAGGUCAACAUCAACGGCUUCAAGCACAAAAUCGUCAACUUCGAAGUUGAUCUCCUCGUAAAGGACACCACAUCUCCUCUCCUCCUCGCGAGGGUCAUAUUCACCGCCCGCGGGGAAUCAAACCCCUUUGCACCAGAAGACCAGUCAAGCAUCGACCUAGCAGCACAUAUAACCAUCAACCCCGAUCACCCUUCCUCCAGCCUAGUCAUCCUCGAGAUACCACAAGACCAUGAACCCGUCACAACCCCCCGGCGCGCAUCCACAAUUCCCACGCACCCCAGCACAGGGAGCACCAAAUCCCUCGCGGAGACUUACAGGACCUACCUCGAGACCUUCAUGGCCGACCCCGCAACGGGAGAGGCACAACUCCCGCGCUUCCUGCACCAGCCGGUGACGCACAACGGGCGAGAGCUCACCGUGCCGGCCUACCACUCCCUCGGACACGACGUGCGCGCCGUCAUCCCCGACCUGGCGUGCGAUAUCGUGGACCUGGUCGCCGACGAGGAGAGGCAGGUCGUGGCCGCGCGGCUCGAGUUCAAGGGCACGCCGCUGUUGCCGAAGCCGGAUGGGCAGGAGGUCAGGAUCGGGGAGAUUGUGUUCUACUGGUUUGACGGGGCCAGGAUUCGGGAGGUGCUUAGUCUGGUGGAUGGGAGGGAGCUUGAGGGCGUGUCUUGA
This is a messenger RNA of Diaporthe amygdali, 756 nucleotides long. RefSeq names its product polyketide cyclase. Lineage: Eukaryota; Fungi; Ascomycota; Sordariomycetes; Diaporthales; Diaporthaceae. The transcript has a single exon. The record is from RefSeq and is a predicted model, not a curated record. Gene Ontology annotation, biological process: polyketide metabolic process. The coding region runs from base 1 to 756 and encodes 251 amino acids.